Molecule: messenger RNA, 1139 nt
Organism: Phyllotreta striolata
Lineage: Eukaryota; Metazoa; Arthropoda; Insecta; Coleoptera; Chrysomelidae
Source: the annotation of a GenBank genome assembly
AGAGUUGUCAAAGUCAAGUCAAACGUCAUAGUAUGAUUCCCUAUUUUUAGCAAUACUAGUUUCCAAUUAAUUUACCUAGAAAAAUGUCGAAUAUAAUAGAUACUCUAAUCGAAAUGGGCUUUAAUAAAGAAAAGGCUGAACUGGCUGUGAGCCGGACGGGCAGCAGCGAUGUGCAGGUAGUAAUGGACUGGCUGCUCUCUCACGACGCGGACGUAGACGUCCCUCCGCAAAUACCUACCAAUGAUAAUUCCAGUACGAAAGAUAGCGAGGACGUCCCCGAGGAGGACUCAUCCAAACCAGAAACACCCGCACCCGUCGUUAAAUCAAUACAAUGCGAUCAUUGCGGGAAGCUGUUUCAAACCAACGAAGAGGUGGAGUUCCACGCGUCGAAGACAGGUCACGAGAAUUUCUCUGAAUCGUCCGAGGAGAAGAAACCGCUCACCGAUGAAGAGAAAAAGGAGAAACUGGCUAAGAUCGAGGCCAAGCUGAAGCAGCGCCGCCUGGAAAGGGAAUCCAAGGAAAAGGAGGAGGCCCUGUUGAGGGAAAAGAACCGAAUCAAAUCGGGUAAAGAGCUGUUGGAGGCGAAGCGAAAGCAUGAGGAACUAGAAAUGAAGAAGUUUUUAGAGCAGAAGAAAAGGGAGAAGGAAGAAGAGCGGUUAGCGAAGCAAAGAAUCAGAGAACAAAUAGAACAGGAUAAAUUAGCGCGCAAGGCGAAAUUCGGCGGCGUCGUGGAGGAAUCGGCGACGUCUAGCGCCCCGACGCCUGCGGCACCCGCGGCUGCGACCGUUACAAAAGUGCAAACUAAUUAUUCCAAAGCCAAGCUACAGAUUAAGCUUCCCGAUGGGACGGGUUUGACUGAAACGUUCGGAGCGAAAGAGCCCCUUUCGGCCGUUAGAGUGUUCAUCGAAAUGAAAGGGAAGGUAAAAGAGGGCGCGUUUACUUUGAUGACCACUUUCCCAAAGAAAAUAUUUGUAUCGGAUGAUUAUGACAAACCCUUGGAUUCUUUAGGUCUAGCCCCCACAGCAGUGCUUAUUGUACAAAAGAGUAAAUAAUACUUUCAGCAUUUACGUUGCUACUACGCGAGUUUUAAGUUUAUUGUAUAUUUUUAUAAUUACUCACUCAAUAAAUUCGUUUGUUAA